Messenger RNA from Ceraceosorus bombacis, 1381 nucleotides. The record is from the annotation of a GenBank genome assembly. NCBI's taxonomy places the organism in Eukaryota, Fungi, Basidiomycota, Exobasidiomycetes, Ceraceosorales, Ceraceosoraceae.
AUGACGCUCGAUCUCAACGCGCACCACGCGCUCGACUACAGCCUGGGCUUCAUCCUCCUGGGUACGAUGCUCAACAUUUGGCUUUAUGGCUUCAGUGUCGUGCAGACCUACCUGUAGUGAGUACUGAGGCGGCGAUGCAUCCAUACGCGCAUCAACCCAGUCGCGUAGUGAUGCAAACGCUCGCACCGCACACGCUGUCCGUGCUGACAUUCGCCCCGCCGCUACAAACAGCUUCGUCAACUUUCCAAACGACAAGCGCCUCAUGCGAAUUUUUAUCGCAGUGCUCUUCAUCGCCGACACUCUCCACACUGCAUUGUGCAGCCACUUCACAUACUUCUACUUGGUUUCCAACUUUGGAGAUCUUGAAGUUGCUUCCGUCGCGACGCACACUUUCAGCGCCGAUCCUGUCCUCACCUCUGCUAUCGCCAUGAUGGCCCAGGGCUUCUUUGCUUGGCGCAUUUGGAAGCUCACGUCUCAUUGGUGGAUCUCUGCUGUAGUUGGUGUCACCGCCAUCAUCAGCUUCCUCUCCUCCAUCGGCACGACGAUCGGUGUGGAGAUCGUACGCAAGUUUGCAGAGUUUCAGAAGUUUCAGGUCGCCGUCAUUCUCUGGCUGGCUUGCGCUGCCCUUUGUGACAUCAUCAUCACGUCUGCGCUGAUUGCUACCCUGAACAAGAGCCGCACUGGUUUCCAACAGACCGACGACAUCAUCACUAAGCUCAUUCGUCUCACGCUUCAGACUGGUCUACUCACGGCUGGCGUUGCGACCAUCGAUUUGAUCCUUUUCGUUUGCUCCACGACGACUGCGCAUCUGCUCUUCAACUUGCCUCUCGCCAAGCUUUACGUCAAUUCGCUCAUGUCCACUCUCAAUGCUAGAGCUAUGCUCCAAGACCGUCAACGCUACACCAUGAACACCAGCUCUACCGGUGGUGCGACCAAGGAAGCUGCCGCCGUCUCUGGAGUGCGCAACACUCGCCACAGUCGAUUUGUGCCUACGGCCUCCAACAACACGGUCACCGAGAAUGGCCGCGGCACGAGCAGCUUCUUCCGCAAGAACGGCAGCAACGGUGACGGCAACGGACACUUCUUGCGCAAAGCCCCACGUGACGACGUCGAAGGAGGAAUCCACGUUAUGACCAUUGAGGAACGCUACGAGGAUCCCACUGGAGACGCUACCGCUAUCGCCAUGCUUCCUCAGGUCUCUCACGCUAUGGCCGAAGAAGUCGAUGGUCGCCGUUAUGGUGCGCACCCUUAUGGCUUUGGCGCUCAGCCCAGCAGCAAGUCUGUCGAGACCGCUGACACGUUAGGGCAAGAUGGCACUUCGUCGGAAGAGGGCGUCCCGGCUGGCGCUGACACCGGCGUGCCGCGUCCUCAGGCUCACUAA